Molecule: messenger RNA, 449 nt
Organism: Parathielavia appendiculata
Lineage: Eukaryota; Fungi; Ascomycota; Sordariomycetes; Sordariales; Chaetomiaceae
Exons: 1
Coding region: 55-228 (57 amino acids)
Source: RefSeq, a predicted model, not a curated record
CGCGGUACAGCAGCAUACAGUACCACUCUUGACUCCACAUGCGAUUGUGACCUAAUGACUUUCCUUCCCUCCAACUUCCUAGACCCUCACUCGCCGACGUAUCUUAGCCUUACGACCACUCGUCCAACUUGGCCUCAGAAGUCUCGGUCCCGGCUUAAUCCGCCCCGUGGUUCACCUUCACGAGCCCCAAGAGAUACCUUGGAAGCUAUCGAUCCAGCUUACGGUUGAGCACACAAAAAGACACAUCGAGUCCGAGUCAUCCACGACAGAUUUGACCACUGUUACGUCAAAACCAUCACAUCAAAGGGCAAGUGCUGCAACUCCUCCGACCAAAAGCACUAGAAAGGCCCGGGUCAGGUCCCGAUUCUAACAACUCUCGCCCAGUUCCCAGUUCCCGCGAAGUGGUAUAAUCGCCGCGCUUGCUGAUCACCCGAGCACUUGCUCAGAAC